CAGCCUUCAGGGGAGCUCCCUUUUUUACUUUACCGUGGUACAUAUACAAAGUACGGACCAACGAAGCGGUAACUCUUGAUUAGGUAGGGGUAGCUAUGUACCUACCUACCUAUGUAUGUAACCCGUUAACUCAACUAAUUCACCUUUUGGAUUUCAAAGUAACAUCCGACACCACCUACGUUACCACCUUCGUCACAUGCCAGCUUUCAAUACGGAAUACUGCCUACCAAAUUCCAUUGUGUUACUGCGUCAUCUUUGUUAACUUACCCGGUCGCUAUGUAUUCGUUAUCGAAUUCCAGCGCAUGAUGAACUCUAGACCAGUACGAGACAGAGGGCUAGGAGUGCAACCAUGUCGUUGCGACCGCUUGUAUCCUCGACUGAGCAUAGGGGACAACGCGAUGACGAAUCGGCAGCUAUGAGGACUUCGGCGCAAAGGAAUAUGGCUUCGAGUCAGCUGGACCGGGCGACGACAGUUUCCCCCGACUCGAGACAAAUUACACCUACGCAUCCUUCGCGCCGCCGUGUCAUCAUUCCAGACCCCGUAGCUUUCAGGUAUCUUGAAGGGGACCCGUGUGUUACUGUUGCUGAGCAAAGUCGAGAAAUCCGAGGGUACGAAUUAUACCUAGUUGAACAAUGGGCUUGUUCCCGCCAGUCGCCCACUGUCGUUAUCGUUACAUAUACUGGGGACAACAAACACGUCGUUGUUGUGGGCGUAUUAAGCGUUCCGGCCGACGAGAAAGCCUGGUCGCCAAAAUUGCGUCUCUAUUUCAAAGCUAUCCAACAGUACCAUGCACGACCGAAAGAAACGGAUUAUGGCGAGUUGAUGGUAACAAACCUGAGUAGCUUUCCUUCUGCUUUAACCGUUAUACUAGUUCCCGAUGGCGACAUAAAAAAACAUCGAAGGGAGUUUAUCGUCAUUGAAGAUCUCAAGAGGCUCGGAUGUUCUGGUCGAUCUGGUAUGACCCUGUCCGAGCCCACUGGAGCCGCCAAAGCCAAGUUCUACCAGCUAUAUAAGACAACCGAGAAGAUGCCGUUUUCAGACGUCGUCAUUGAAUUGGUUAAGAUUUGCCAAGUGGCUCUCUUAUUGUUUGGAAAAUUGGAACAGGUUUAUAUUGAUGGACUGCUCUGCGAUGUAACCGAGACUGCCAUUGGGGAUUGGUGGACGGAGUUUGGAGCUGAAUACUACAACAUAGAACCGGCGGAUGGGAUUUUAGGCCCGACGACUGUUGCUGCGUUGCUUGGUUUAUUAAUGGGCGCGCGAAAUAGGUUGAGCUACUUUGGAGCACCUGUCCCAAAAGAUGUAUUCGACAUCGACGCCACCGAGAAAGGCAUUUCUCACUUCCAAAAAUACCAGAAGCUGGAGAGAACACGCCGAUUGGAUCGGCAAACUAUGCACAAGCUUCAUACCGUAACUGCAAAAGCAGCCGCAGGCGAAGGUUGGGGCGUACAAAAAGCAGUUAAAUCAACAAUGACCGAAAUAGGUGGAAAGCGAGGCGAGAUUGUCCUUGGGAUGGUCAGUGGGCGCGACAAAGGUGGGAUCGGAGAUAUUGAGACUCUAGAUCUUGAUAGGUUCAUCCACUUAGCCUCUGGAGAGCGAGCGAAGUGGCUAUGGUUCGGCAAGCCUAAGCGUUCUACGGCUGACAAUCACGAAAAGCCUAUUCCCGAUAUGAGUAAUAUCCUAUUCGGAAAGGAGGAGUCUUCUAGUCAAGCAAGAAGGACGCAUUCGACACCUUUGGAAGAAGAGACGGAAACUCGCCGGAGAGAAGACACUCCUAUUUAUUCGACUCCAGCUCCCGGGUCCGCGGUUAGCAUAGCGGAUAGCCCCGGGGACAAGGAUGCUAUCCGGCGUGGAUUCAAGAGCGUCGCUCGAGAUGCUCGUUCAGGUCUUGGACGUAUAAAGGAUGCUGUUUAUAGUGGAGGUGGUCUACGUGGUCACAAUAGUCGGCUGUCGAAAGACGAAUUUUCGGAAACCACGAUUACCGGGCCGCGAUCGUCUAUGCUCUCCGAUUCUUCGACGGGGAUUACGAUAAGUCCAAGUUCUGGUUCGGGCCCAGGACAGAUUGGUAGAGCAUUUACUUGGAAGACUAAGCCGGAAGAGUACCUGAGCGCCAUGAGGAGAGACAGGGAAAUUGAAUCCGCCCCGGCCUCGGUAGCCCUACUGGGGACAGAGGAAUCGCCUGUUAAAGAAGUACGGCUAACGCCUAAAGCAAAUGGCCACGUGCAAAGAUCGAUGAACGAGGACUUCAAACGUGGUUCACAAGCCAUAGAGGUGCGAAAUGAAGUAGCAGCGGGGGUCGAAUCCUCAGUGGCAAACUCGGUUGUUGCCGAAAGUGAUCUUCAAGGACCGUUCGUCGAGACGGAGCAGCAGUUUAGUACCAUCCUACCUAGUCUAUAUAGGCGUCACAGUAUCGGGGGUUCACGGCUUCCGGAACGAUACUCCUUGAACGAGGCUAGAUGGGCGCGGAGACUUUCCUUCGGAGACGCUGAAGAAGCCGUCCUCCGGUGGGAAGAGGUAAUCAGCCUCGAUCAGAACGCGAAUUCGGAUAGUAUAGAAGUGCCGGAGAAGCAUGCGUAUCUGACGGAGCUUGCCAGGAGUCUGUACGUGAAUGUUUUCGACGUUAAGCAGAGCAUUGAGCCGUGGGCCGAUUCCAAGGUUAAAUCAGUCGUGGAGUUGGAUGAUUACUACGCACGCCAACAAGAGGAAUUGCAGGCGCUCUACGAUCAGCUCACUGAUGCAUACAGACGGACCAAAGAGGAUUCGCAGGAGACAAUCGCAGCUCAAAGGGCGCGUAUCACGGAAGCACUUGGAGACGUUGGAGUACAGGCGGCCAAGCUAGAGUACGAGAUUAACGCUCUUGUUUCCCGCGUCCAAGAUGUCGAGGAGGGCGUUGCGCAGUUCGAGAUACAAGUGGACGACGUAGAACGGAGGGCAGACGAGCUGAAGAAACAACUCGAAACAGAAAGCUGGCUGCACUGGGCGAUGCGAACGCUGACGGGAAUCGGUACGGGCCCGAACAUUACGAGACCACGGCAAGAACCUCAACAUCAGGAAUGAUUAUUCAUUGAUUAUAUUCUAAUUCGAAACAUGAUACUUGUACUGGUUUGAAGAUAUCGAUAUCCUUUAAUUACACUACGGGUCUGGUGGGAAAAAAGGAGAGAGCAUAUAGCAUUUGGAGUUAGCAAGUCAUUAUUCGUUUAUGUAGUUAUUAAAUUACUUGUAUAUCUAGGUACCAGAUACCCGGGCUGGCGUAAUAGAUUUCAUUACUACGGAUUACAUAUUAUACCUAUUUCUUAGUUAGUAUGAUCCUGACAUGCUUGUGCUUGAAUUUCU
Messenger RNA from Daldinia decipiens, 3331 nucleotides. RefSeq lists its product as uncharacterized. Gene Ontology annotation, cellular component: Sin3-type complex. NCBI's taxonomy places the organism in Eukaryota, Fungi, Ascomycota, Sordariomycetes, Xylariales, Hypoxylaceae. The transcript has a single exon. The coding region runs from base 350 to 3055 and encodes 901 amino acids. The record is from RefSeq and is a predicted model, not a curated record.